Monascus purpureus is the source of this 1282-nucleotide messenger RNA. The record is from the annotation of a GenBank genome assembly. NCBI's taxonomy places the organism in Eukaryota, Fungi, Ascomycota, Eurotiomycetes, Eurotiales, Aspergillaceae.
AUGACGAUCAGGGUGGAUUCCUGGCCCGAUCCAAACUAUGUCAAUCCACCUACUCGUCCCCCGGGGAUCCUCGCUUGCAGUAUUCUCUUCUCCGCGCUGGCAAUAAUCACGCUCCUUCUCCGUCUAUACACACGCCUAAAGGUCACGGCUACGUUUGGUGCGGACGAUGUUUUCAUGAUUCUGGCAACAUGUUUUGCGCUGGCCAUGUACGCCGUCAUGGCAGCUGGGGAUGUCAAGUACGGCUGGAACCGACAUGUCUGGGACAUCCCCCUGUCCAUGUUUACUGCGAAUAGAAAGCUGAACAUGGCAUACGAAAUCCUGUUCAGCAUCUCAUCAUGUUUUACAAAACUCUCCCUGCUCUGGUUGUGUCGGCGCAUUGUUGGAAAUGCGUCCAAAGCCGGCUUUAUGGGCCACUAUGUUGCGCUCGUCUGCUCCAUGGCUCUUAUAACCCUUUGUCUUGUGCUCUUCGUUCUCCUUGCUCUGCUACAAUGUCGACCGCUCAAAGCGUCCUGGGACUUGCAUCGCGACUAUCCUUACCACUGUUUCAGCGGCGCCAUCUUCAUCUUCGCAACCAGCAUCGUCAAUUCCAUAACGGACCUUUUAUGUACGCUCCUCCCGAUGCUUCUGAUCAUGAGACUGUCCAUGCGCACUCCCCAGAAACUCGCCGCCAUGUCGCUCUUCGCGAUCGGCAUCCUGGUCAAUAUCGCAGCGGCAUUGCGCAUCUACUUCUUCGUCAGAGCAGGCAAGUCUGGCGAUCCAACCUGGAAUGACUACCAGACGUGGAUCGCAGGGGAUCUCGAAAUCGGUCUGGGACUGAUCGCUACAAACGCCCUAUCCCUCCGCGCACUCCUCGCCUCCUACAUACCCCGUCUACUGUCCCACACGCGAGGACGUAAUGCAUCUUCACCUUCACCCGCAAUCUUCGGUUCCGCGCCACGCGCCGCACAGCCCCCCUGCUUCCAAUCCAGCUGGCCCGUUGCUAGCAUCUUCAACGGCACCGAUACGCAGGCGUUAUCGAUUGUAAGUGUCGAGGCGCCGAAGGAUCACUUCAUUCUUAAUGGGAUUGAGGUUACCAGGACCGUCGAGUUGGAUGCGUUCUGCUGGGAGGGUCAGCGGGAUAAUUCCCUUGAGGACGCUUUGAGGCCCUAUCAGUUGUAGUUACAUGUGCAUGAUAAGAUGCCUUUGAAGACAUGGUUUUGGCUUUCGCUUCUAUCUUGAUGAUGAUUGAUGGUUUUUUUGUCGUUUACAAUUCGUUGUUCCGUAUACCACCCAGGGCAUUUUU